AUGGCGGGCGGCGCGGAGGAGGAGGGGAGACCGGGGCGGGAGGCCGGGGAGGAGGAGGAGGAAGACGACGACGAGCGGCCGCAGCUGAGCGCGGCGGCGGCGGGGGCGCUGCGGGAGUUCCUGGAGGAGCAGCGACGGCAGGAGCGGGACGAAGGGGAAAAGGGGGAAGGGGAAGGGGUGGAGCUGGUCGCGGAGGACUGGCGGCUGAGCCAGUUCUGGUACGACGAGGGCACCGCGCGGGGGCUGGCCGAGGAGGUCGCCCGCCUCGCCUCCGGCCUGCCUGCCGGCAGCGCCGGUGCCGCCGUGGCCUGCGUCGCCUGCCCCACGCUCUACGCCUACCUCCGGAAGAGCAGCCCGGAUGUGCCCGCGCGGCUGCUCGAGUACGACGAGCGGUUCGGGCAGUACGGCGACGACUUCGCCUUCUACGACUACAACCAGCCGGAGGCGCUGCCGCCCGCCAUGAAGCACGCCUUCAGCAUCGUCGUCGCUGACCCUCCUUACCUGAGUCAGGAGUGCUUGGAGAAGGUUGCCAAGACGGUCUCCUUCCUCGCGCAGCCUGAAGGCUCAUUCCUGCUGUUACUCACAGGCGAAGUUCAGAAGGACCACGCGCUGGAGCUCCUAAACGUGCGCCCCUGCGGUUUCAAGCCCCAGCACUCGAACAAACUGGGGAAUGUGUUCCGGCUGUUCACGAACUAUGACCCGGUGGACAGACUUGGUGGCUGGGAUCGGAGCGAUGGCGCCUCCAUUUAG
Molecule: messenger RNA, 750 nt
Organism: Triticum turgidum subsp. durum (durum wheat)
Lineage: Eukaryota; Viridiplantae; Streptophyta; Magnoliopsida; Poales; Poaceae
Source: the annotation of a GenBank genome assembly